AUACAUUAAUUUAAUAUAAUUGCUUGUUGUUGGAAUUCUUUGAAAUAGCAGGUAAUUUUCAAUGCGCACAAGGGUUUUCAAUUAAUGUUGCAAUUAAGCCAUUACUUCUAAGCUAGUACCUAUAGUACCAUACUCUGUUAGUUCCUCAACAAACGUACAACCAAACCCGCGAUGCAACGCACACCUAAGUUCACCUGGUGCGCCCAGGAGAAGAUCAACGACGGUUCGACGAGCCGCCAGAACGUGGAGGAGAUCAAGAAAUGGCUCGACCAGCAUCCAAACAUUCCCAAGAUAAACGAGGAGCAGAUCGUGCUGUUUCUGAUCGCCUGCAAGAACGACCUGAUGGCCACCACAUCGACGAUCAACUCGUACUUCAAGUGUCGCCAGAACGCUCCAGAGUUCUUUAGCAAUCGGCAUGUCGAGUUCGAAAGUCUGAAGCAGACCAUAGAAGUGAUCGAGUCGGCGGUGAUGACCAACAUGACCAAGGACAAUUACGCGGUUAUUUUCUCCCGUUUGAAGGACACCAACUAUUGGAACUGGAACGUAGAAUCUUCGAUUAAGUAUUUGUUCAUGUGUUUGGACCUGGCGAUACAGGAGCAUCCAGUCAAAGGUUACAUUGCUGUUUUUGACAUGAAAGGGCUGGGUUUGAUGCACUUAACAAGAUUGAAAGUGGGACCUUUGAGGAAGUUCUUCGCUUAUCUACAGGAAGGUUUGCCUUGCCAACUGAAGGAAAUACACAUUCUAAACUGCACCUACAUUUUUGAUAAACUGCUCCUCAUCAUCAGGCCUUUCAUGAAAAAGGAACUGCUCGAUAUGUUGAAAACUCAUCAGUCAAGUUACGACAUGAAUGAGUUCUUUGAACACCACGCUCCUCAGCAUUGCAUACCAGAAGAUUACGGUGGUUGUUUACCAACGAUGGCGGUACUUUGUAAACAAACUCUGGAGAAGUUCAAACAAUUGAGACAGUUUUACGACGACGACGAACAACAAGUUAAACUGUACCGGAAGGAAAAGUGACCAUAAAAAAACUUAGUGUCUCUCUAAUAAAGUUUUGUUUUACUGACUUCUUUGUCGAUUUAUGUAUAUAGUAUAUUUCUAGUAGGAAUGAAUGUUUAAUAUUUUGGUCUUUUCUGUGGUAUAUGUGUGUUUGCAAAUAAAACAAAUAUUAAAAUAAUUUAUGUUAAUGGAGUAAUUAAAGUUUGAAGAGUUUUCGACAUUUC
This is a messenger RNA of Aethina tumida (small hive beetle), 1220 nucleotides long. RefSeq names its product alpha-tocopherol transfer protein-like. Lineage: Eukaryota; Metazoa; Arthropoda; Insecta; Coleoptera; Nitidulidae. The record is from RefSeq and is a predicted model, not a curated record. The transcript has 5 exons. Gene Ontology annotation, molecular function: phosphatidylinositol bisphosphate binding. Bases 172 to 1017 code for a protein of 281 amino acids. Gene Ontology annotation, cellular component: membrane.